AUGGCAGUGACCCUCCAAACCACCCACGGCGACCUCAAACUCGAACUCUUCUGCGCCGCCUGCCCGAAAACAACCUACAACUUCCUCGCCCUCGCCGCCUCAGGCGCCUACAACCACUCCCGCUUCCACCGCCUCAUACCCCAAUUCAUGAUUCAAGGCGGCUCCCCCGCCACCGGCACCACUAAAUCCAGCCCUUCCAUCUAUAACAACGGCGCGCAAUUCGAAGACGAAAUCAAACCCUCCCUCCGCCAUCACGGGAGGGGCCUGCUGAGUAUGGCUAAUAAGGGUCCGGGGACGAAUGGGAGUCAGUUUUUCGUGACGUUUGCCGCUGCGGGGCAUUUGGAUGGGAGGAAUACGGUUUUUGGGCGGGUGGUGGCGGGGUGGGAUGUUUUGGAUCGGUUGGAGGGGGUGCGGGUUGAUGGGAAGGGGAGGCCCUUGGAGGAGGUUAGGAUUCAGGGGGUUAGGGUGCAUGCUAAUCCGAUUGCUGAGGGGGGGUGA
Molecule: messenger RNA, 498 nt
Organism: Recurvomyces mirabilis
Lineage: Eukaryota; Fungi; Ascomycota; Dothideomycetes; Mycosphaerellales; Teratosphaeriaceae
Exons: 1
Coding region: 1-498 (165 amino acids)
Biological process (GO): protein peptidyl-prolyl isomerization; protein folding
Cellular component (GO): catalytic step 2 spliceosome
Molecular function (GO): peptidyl-prolyl cis-trans isomerase activity
Source: RefSeq, a predicted model, not a curated record